Molecule: messenger RNA, 404 nt
Organism: Dendrobium catenatum
Lineage: Eukaryota; Viridiplantae; Streptophyta; Magnoliopsida; Asparagales; Orchidaceae
Product: probable sulfate transporter 3.3
Exons: 2
Coding region: 11-349 (112 amino acids)
Biological process (GO): transmembrane transport
Cellular component (GO): membrane
Source: RefSeq, a predicted model, not a curated record
GGAGCUGAUAAUGGUUACGAUAGAUUCAUCGCCACGCCGAGUACCUCUCCCUCCACCUCAAAGCACUUGCGCAAAGUUGAAGACAAGAAUGAAGGAGACCUUCUUCCCCGACGACCCUUUUCGCCGCUUCAACGGCAAGCCUCCAGCCACCAAAUGGUUACUCGGAGCUCAGUUUCUCUUCCCCAUACUUGAAUGGGCUCCCACUUACAGCUUCUCCCUUCUCAAGGCUGAUCUUGUCUCUGGCCUCACAAUAGCCAGUCUAGCCAUUCCACAGGGAAUCAGCUACGCUGGUCUUGCCAAUCUACCGCCUAUUAUCGGGCUAUGUAAGAGUUCAAGAGUGAUUAAUUAGUAGCUAAUUAUCAUUUUUUAAUUCUAAUUAAAUUAUACAACAAUAAUAACUUCAA